AUGUUCCCGAUCUAUGUCACGCAAAAUUACUGGGAUCAGGAUCUCGGGGCUCGUCCAAAUUCUUCGAGCGUCAACAACACCCACAUCCAAGAUUUCUCAUUUGAAAACUUCGUCGGGACGAUCAACGACACGCCUGGCUACGUUGAAGGAUCCUGCGUGACGGAUCCGUGCUGGUAUGCCGUCGAAGGCGCGACCGGCAAAGAGGUGGCCAUCUUGGACCUCUACCCCAAUACAGCUGCCAAUGUCGUCGCGAAGCACGUUCUCGCGACGACAGAGACGGGAGCACCCGUUCGGGUUAUGUGCAAUGCGUCGACCAUAACCUCGGACGUCGGCUUCAAGUGCUGGGAUGGGCUCUUCGAACCCACGAAAGCUGGCCUAUUGUAG
Trametes versicolor FP-101664 SS1 is the source of this 384-nucleotide messenger RNA. RefSeq lists its product as uncharacterized. The record is from RefSeq and is a predicted model, not a curated record. The coding region runs from base 1 to 384 and encodes 127 amino acids. NCBI's taxonomy places the organism in Eukaryota, Fungi, Basidiomycota, Agaricomycetes, Polyporales, Polyporaceae. The transcript has 8 exons.